CGCUGUCGAACGCUGGAACGGAUUAUGUUACGGCCAUUGAUUAUAUAACAGAAUUUGAAGACAUCCUAAUAACCGAUGGAGCUACAAAACCCACUGAAUGGUCUGCAAACCCGACUGAGAUUACAGAUACAACGUCGUCAACAAACGCGGAGACUUCUACGUUAGGUACAUCGACUUUUCAGUCCACACAUACAACAGCUACUGAUAUCCCUACUGAUCUGACAAAUGACCAAACUACAAGCCCCUCAGAAAGCAUGAAAACAGUAGCGUCGACCGGAACUGAAGGUGCAACGGGAACAUCCUUCCUACAGUCAAUCUUUACUACAUCUUCAGAUACAAAAACUAAUCUUAUCACUGAACAAUCUACUAACCCAUCUGAAAUCACAAAUACCUUGUCCUCAAUCAGAAUGGAAGUUUUAACUGGUAAAUCGACUGAGCAGUCGACCAUCAAGACAUCUUCUGGUAAUCCAACAAAUCUAAUGACUGAACAAUCUACACAUCCUACUGCAAUCACAGAAUCAUUAUCAACCGGAACGAAAUUUCUAACCGAUACAUCGACGUUACAUUCAACCCCCUUUUCAGCAUCUACUGACCAUGUGACCGAUGCAACAACUCAGCAACCUCCUUUUCUAACUGACACGACUUCGACAUCAAAGAUAACUGAGAUAUCUUCACCUGGAAACACACAAAUGGAAACAGACUCCACACAAACACCACCAUCCUACACAGAUCCCGGGACUGAGGAGUCUAAGACCACCGCUGAAACAGGGAAGACCGAGUCAUCUACAACCAUGGAAAUUGUUACGUGGACAACCAAAGGACAAUCAACUGCAUCACAUACGGAGCAUGCAACCACAACGACCAACAUGUUGACCACGCAGCGACAGACCGAGCCCAGGGAAACAACGGUGAAAUCGACAACGAUCCCUGCAGGUUGCAUAUUGCCAGCGGAUCUCGAUCCUGAUAUUUACCCGAGCGUCGAGAAGGACCGUUACGACGUAUCAGACUUCAUCCUUCUUUACUGUCCGCCACCUCCUUAUGUCCAUCAUGGAGAGGUUUUCUCCCAAUGUACCGAGGCAGGAUGGUCACCAGAUAUAUCUGGCAAUGCGUGUUACGCUCCCUGCUCAUCCGCAGCCGUACCAUCCUAUCUAACCCAUAGUGAUGAAUCGUCUGGGGAGAACAAAAACCAGUAUGACCAUGGAACCACCAUAGCUUUUACCUGUACUACCUCAUGGAAGGUCUUGAGCGCUUCGCCUAGCCCCAUGUGUGUCGAUGGAGUGUGGGAUGGCCUGGAUUAUCCGACGUGCGAAGGAUUUCGGUGA
Strongylocentrotus purpuratus (purple sea urchin) is the source of this 1322-nucleotide messenger RNA. Its product is annotated as serine-rich adhesin for platelets-like. The record is from RefSeq and is a predicted model, not a curated record. Bases 255 to 1322 code for a protein of 355 amino acids. The transcript has 4 exons. Lineage: Eukaryota; Metazoa; Echinodermata; Echinoidea; Camarodonta; Strongylocentrotidae.